This is a messenger RNA of Scaptodrosophila lebanonensis, 2594 nucleotides long. RefSeq names its product acyl-CoA Delta(11) desaturase. Gene Ontology annotation, molecular function: iron ion binding; stearoyl-CoA 9-desaturase activity. Lineage: Eukaryota; Metazoa; Arthropoda; Insecta; Diptera; Drosophilidae. The record is from RefSeq and is a predicted model, not a curated record. Gene Ontology annotation, cellular component: endoplasmic reticulum membrane. Bases 464 to 1798 code for a protein of 444 amino acids. The transcript is spliced from 4 exons. Gene Ontology annotation, biological process: unsaturated fatty acid biosynthetic process.
GUCAGACAAUAAGGCGGCGAGCACCCAAAAGAGCGAUAGGUACGAAUUUUUACUUUUGGCUACGAUCAUUUGUCUACGAAACUUCGGCGCGUUUAGUUCGUCAGGCUUCGCAGCGCGGACAAAACAAUACAAGAAAAGACAUACAAACUAUUUAAAUUGGGUCUUGAAGCAGCAGCCAAGGCAACAGCUACAAUAACAACAAUAUCUACAAAAAGGGCCCAGCUGCGUGGUGUGCAUUGUGUUUGAAAGUGGCUGAGGCAAAAGAAAAAAAUAAAUUUUUUAAAUAAAACGAAAAGAAAAGCGACAAAGUACUUAAAUUGCAAUUAAAGUUAUUUGGUCUCUGUGUAAAUUUGUGAAGAAAGUUUGAAGUUGCUUGAAGUAGUUUGGAGCUGUUGCGACACCUCACAUCCGGCACUGUGUUGGAUUAAGUGUUAAACGUAACCGUAACCGUAACCGUAAUAAAAUGGGUCAUCUGUCCACUACGGAGCACGUUUGCAACACGGCGCCCACGCCGAGCACGGGCGAAGGCAGUCCGUCAAUGUUGUCGCGUCGCUCCAAGCUAAAGGACAUGUCGCCGGAGCUGUCCAAUGGACAGGCGGCAAAUCCAGCUGCUGUCGUUACGGAGCAGAAGGAGUACGAGAAGCAUAUACCACGCAACAUGAUCAAUCUGGAGGAGUACAAGCGCUCCUUCCGCGGCGACAAUAUCCUUGGGUGGAAGUUUAACGCACCCUUGAAGUGGGAUAAAGUCAUUCAGAUAUCCCUUUUGCACUUCAUAUGUGUUGGCUGUCUGUUGACGUAUCCGCUGCACAGACUCAACUGGAACACUGUGCUCUGGUCCUUCUUCACUGGUGGCGUGGCCGGCUUUGGAGUCACUGCUGGCGCCCAUCGUUACUGGACACAUCGCAGCUACAAGGCGAAUGUUGUGCUGCGCUUCAUUUUGAUGAUCUGCUUCUGCGUGUCGGGACAGAACACUCUCUAUGACUGGGUGCGCGAUCAUCGAGUGCAUCACAAAUACUCGGAGACAGACGCAGAUCCCCACAAUGCCAAUCGCGGCUUCUUCUUCUCGCAUGUGGGCUGGCUGAUGAUGCUGAAGCAUCCAGAAGUGCUGCGUCGAGGCCGUCAGAUCGAUAUGAGCGACAUCAUGGCCGAUCCGGUGGUUCGUUUCCAUCAGAAAUACUUCGUACCGUUGAAGAUCUUCCUCUGCUUUAUACUGCCCACCGUGGUACCGGUCUACUUCUGGGGCGAGGAAUGGGCCCUCUCGUUUAUCCAGCAGUGCAUCUUUCGUUAUGUGAGCAGCCUGAACUUCACCUGGUCUGUGAAUAGUGCGGCGCAUUUGUGGGGCUCCCGACCAUUUGACAAGCGCAUCAUGCCCAGCGAGAACAUUUACGUCUCCAUUGUAGCCAUGGGUGAGGGCUGGCACAAUUACCACCACGUCUUCCCCUGGGACUACAAAGCAGCGGAGCUGGGCCAAUAUUCGGUAAACUUCACCACCAUGGUGCUGGAUGCCUUCCACAAGCUGGGCUGGGCCUGGGACAUGAAGCAACCUUCCAAGGAGCUGGUGCUUCGCACGCUCCAGAAAUAUGGCGAUGGCACACACAAGUCGCAGCAGGGAAAGGAGGGCGUGGACGGCACCUCAGGUGCUGGCACACAAAUGAUCGGCCAUAUACACUAUGCCGAGGUGCCCGAUCCGGAGUUGGAGGAUGAAGCCGAGUCGAGCAGCACGGAGAGCGCCAAGCUGGAUGAGAACGAGAACGAGAGCGAGCGGCAGAAGAAGGCAACGAAGAAGGUGGCCACUUAGUGGCUUACUGGAACCAAGUCUUUGGUUACUUAAGUGUGGGGCUCAGAAAUGUACAAGAAAAUCACAAAUGUUUUUUUAAUAUCUAUUAUUUAAUGCAAGGCCUCCAACUGGAGAACAGGUCUUGUAUGGCUGUACUAUAUACGAUAUCUGUAUCUAUGCAUCUGUAUCUAUACCUUUCUACACUUGCGCAUUAUUCAAACCUGAAGCGAGGGCGGGAUUUUUUGAUAGAUGAUAUUUGUUUAUCUUAUUUUAUUUUAUUUUAUUCGUAUUUUUAUUUGUAUUAACCUCAAUCUCAAAUUGUCGUGCUACACCUUUCAGGCGCGAGCUCUUUUUUGUGGUCAAAUGGGUUUCCGUAUGUAUAAGACAGAUUUCGACUUCGACUUCCGACUCAGACAAUACAAAUACAAGAACACCACCAUUAUGGUCUUAUGACACUGGACUACACUCUAAGCUAGACAUUUAGUUUGACUGUGAAAAAGAGAUCCAAACAACCAGCUAUUGCAGAGCAAGAAUUGUAUACUCUGCUGUAUUGUGUUUUUAAUGUUCGACCAUCAAUUUUUCCUUCAAGUUCAGUUUUAUGUCUGGUGUAAUAAGGCCAUAAGAGCUGCAAUGCAAGCGACAAUAAAGCACCAAGAACGAAGCACACACCCAUCCAUAAUCAUUUGUUUAGGUCUAGGUAUUUAGCAUUUAGCAUUAUACGACAUAAUUUAAGCGAAACAAAAUCGGAAAAUAAAUAUACAUACUUAUAAAAAAAAACAAAACAAAUGUACAAAUAAACAAUUCUAAAAACUACAAA